This is a messenger RNA of Plectropomus leopardus (leopard coralgrouper), 664 nucleotides long. NCBI's taxonomy places the organism in Eukaryota, Metazoa, Chordata, Actinopteri, Perciformes, Serranidae. The record is from RefSeq and is a predicted model, not a curated record.
ACUCCAAAGUCCCGGCGAGGGGAGUCGGCGUGGGACGCUCCUCCUGCUCUGGCUGCUCUGGUCAAACGGGUGUACGUGUCCAUGGUCGGCACCAGGAGAGACCACACUGUGUGUGCGCUGGGACGCAGCGGGACCGGCAAGACCACCACGUGUCAGGCCUUCACACUGGGUCUCCUCAAACAGGCCGGGACGACCAGAGAGAGGAUCAGCGUGGAGCGCGUGCAGGCCAUGUUUACCAUCCUGAGGUCUUUUGGCUGCGUGAGCUCUCAGCACAGCGACGCUUCGUCUCGCUUCGCCAUGGUCUUCUCUCUGGACUUUAACCACGCUGGACAGGCGGCUGCUGGACACCUACAGACGAUGAUGCUGGACAAAUGGAAAGUGUGUCAGAAAACUCCUGGAGAGAGUAACUUCCUGGUCUUCGCUCAGAUGCUGGCAGGACUCAGCACAGAGAUGAGGACAGAGCUGCAGCUUCACCAGCUCCCUGAGAACAACUCGUUUGGGAUCGUUCAUCCCACAAAGGUUGAGGAGAAACAGCGUGCGUCCGUCGCCUUCACCAAGCUGCUGACUGCCAUGGAAACGCUGAGCUUCUCAGCCGGCGAGCAGAAGGCGAUAUGGCAUGUUCUGGCUGGUAUUUACCAUCUGGGAGCUGCCGGGGCCUGUAAAG